GAAACUACUGAGGGAAAUGUAGAGCAAGAGGAGAAAUGCGGGAAGAGAAGGGGGUGGAGAGCAAGGGCGAAACUAGAUUUACUAUUGCCUACCCAUUGGUCAGCUUCAGAUCCGCAUCAUUAUUGGUUGAACACAUCCAUGUUCCUUUUUUUAAGCCAAUCACGAAUGACACUAUCAGUCACACAGACAGGAUAAAAGGAGAGACAGCAGGUCGUCAAUACGUGCCUAGUGUUCAUUUUGUUGUUUGUCUUGUUGCGCCCUGUUGCUAGGAAGCAAGCUACGAUGUCAGGUCGGGGAAAACAAGGCGGCAAAGUGCGGGCUAAGGCGAAGUCUCGCUCUUCACGGGCUGGGCUACAGUUCCCCGUAGGCCGAGUGCAUCGCUUGCUCCGCAAAGGUAACUAUGCUGAGCGCGUGGGGGCAGGAGCCCCGGUCUAUAUGGCCGCCGUGCUGGAGUAUCUGCCCGCUGAGAUCCUCGAGUUAGCUGGGAACGCUGCUCGGGACAACAAGAAAACCAGGAUCAUCCCCCGUCACCUGCAGCUCGCCAUCCGUAACGACGAGGAGCUCAACAAACUGCUGGGGAAAGUCACGAUCGCUCAAGGCGGUGUUCUCCCCAACAUCCAGGCGGUGCUGCUGCCGAAGAAAACCGAGAGUCACAAGGCCAAGAGCAAAUAAAACCUGAGCCAAGUAGACGAAGCUUCAGAACUAACCCAAAGGCUCUUUUCAGAGCCACACACUAACUCGUGAAAAGAGCCGACAAUCCCUAAAAUACUGAGCAGUUCUGUUCUUUAGAAAAUUUCCCUCCCUCCUUCCCCGUUAGUAGGCGUCAUAUCAAACAUUUUAGCAUUUACAAGUGACUCUUUCGCUUCCACCAUUACUGUUCUUAAUAAAAGUCCCUUUUGUGGGAGGGGAAAGCGGGCGCCAAGCGUUUGUUCUUCCAGGUUCUAUAAAUGUCUACAGG
Pelodiscus sinensis (Chinese soft-shelled turtle) is the source of this 958-nucleotide messenger RNA. Its product is annotated as histone H2A.J. The record is from RefSeq and is a predicted model, not a curated record. Gene Ontology annotation, molecular function: protein heterodimerization activity; DNA binding; structural constituent of chromatin. Lineage: Eukaryota; Metazoa; Chordata; Testudines; Trionychidae. Gene Ontology annotation, cellular component: nucleosome.